CACGGGAGGUUUUGUGAAAUUGCGCAAGUUAUUCCCCAGAUUUGGACAAGGCUGGCACAGCCGAGAUAGUGCUGAGCCAUGUUAUUUAUCAUACAAUUGUCAGCAGGUCGUCAACGUUUGUUCGAGCUCCCGUGGCAGCUGCUGAAACGUGCUGAGCUCCCUGUCAGAGCAAGCUCACAUCUCCAAUGAUAAACUGGAGCCCCGGAGCUGUCGCAACUGAUAGUGUAUCAGCAAGGAAAAACUGAAACGUUAUUGGAUAAUUUAGCUGGAAUUAUCACAGGAUGAAGUCACUAGUUUAAUUCUCGAGUCCUUUUCACGGCAUUACUCUGGAGCGUGCUCAGUUAGAGGGAACUUGCUCAGCAUGGGGAGUGUAACAGGCGAAUGCUCACAGCAGAACAAUCAGCACUCAAGUCACGAAAAUCACACCAACUCCCGAAGCACAGGGGAGUGCAAUGUGGUCGAUUACCGAUUUUUGAAACGAGACUACCACCACAGGGUAUUUGUCAACCGGAGUUUGGCACUUGAGAAGAUUAAGUGUUUCGGAUUUGACAUGGACUACACUUUGGCAGUAUACAGGUCUCCUGAGUAUGAAGAGCUCAGCUUUCAGCUGAUGAUUAAUCACUUGGUUUCAAAGGGAUAUCCACAGGAGUUGCUCCUCUACACAUAUGACCCCACUUUCCCAACCAGAGGGCUCAUGAUUGAUACACUGCAUGGAAACCUUCUGAAAGUGGACUCUCAUGGCAACAUCCUGGUGUGUGCUCAUGGCUUCAGGUUCCUCAAGGGAGCAGAGAUUCUUGAGCAGUACUCCAACAAAUUUAUCCAAAGAGAUGAUAUGGAACGCUUUUAUAUUCUCAACACCCUCUUUCACCUUGCCGAAACAUACCUGUAUGCCUGUUUAGUGGAUUUCUUCAUCAAGUGCUCCAAAUACACCAGCUGUGAAACCGGCUUUAAACAUGGUGACCUCUUCAUGUCAUAUCGGAACAUGUUCCAAGAUGUACGAGACACAGUGGAUUUUGUUCAUGACUCAGGGACCUUGAAGAAGAAAACUCUUGGAAACCUGGAAAAGUAUGUUAUGAAGGAUCCUCGGUUGCCUGUGCUCCUUCGGCGAAUGAGAGAAGUGGGAAAAGUUUUCCUUGCCACUAACAGUGAUUAUUCCUACACUGACGCAAUAAUGAAAUAUCUGAUCGACUACCCGCAUGGGCCAAAGUCUGGCACCUCGCAUGUUUCCUGGCAUUCCUACUUUGACCUGAUUUUAGUAGAUGCAAGAAAACCUUUAUUCUUUGGAGAAGGAACCGUUCUCAGACUGGUUGACACUGAAUCUGGGAAACUUCGAAUUGGCACUUACACAGGCCCCUUGCAAAACAGUAUUGUUUACUCUGGAGGGUCUUCAGAUAUGAUCUGUGACCUUUUGGGAGUGAAGGGUAAAGAGAUUUUGUACAUUGGAAAUCAUAUUUUUGGAGACAUCCUCAAAUCCAAGAAACGGCAGGGCUGGAGGACAUUCCUGGUUGUGCCUGAACUGGCACAUGAGCUGCAGGUCUGGACAGAGAGGAGCAGUCUUUUUGAAGAACUUCGGAACCUUGAUAUGUUUGUGGCAAAUAUUUACAAGAAUCUGGACAGCAGCAGCAAUGAACGUCCUGAUAUCACCUUAAUUCGGAAACAAAUAAAAGCAGUGACCCAUGAGAUGGACAUGUGCUAUGGAAAGAUGGGAAGUUUAUUAAGAUGUGGCUCCAGGCAAACACUAUUUGCUAGUCAGCUGAUGCGUUAUGCUGACUUGUAUGCUGCCUCGUGUAUAAAUCUUCUAUAUUACCCUUUCAGCUACCUAUUCCGAGCACCUCCUGCCCUGAUGCCUCAUGAGUCAACAGUUGAUCACGCUCCACAGGAUAUCAGUUGCAUGGAAUCUUUGCUGGAGAAUCAAAUGAACAAAAUCGAACUUACCAAUGGGAACCACCAGGCUUGUUGGCAAAAUGAUGGAACUGAUACAAGCGUGGAGGAGGAAGAGAAAUGAACAAAUUGCAAGUUUCUUAAAGUGGUAAUGAAUUAGUCUUUUGGUGUUUGGGAAAUAUUCCCUACAAUGUAUCCACUGACAACAAAAACAUAAUGACCCUCAAGAAUGAUUCUGAUCCACCUGAUAACUCAUUGUGACUGUGUGAUCUAUCAAGGUCUGUGUGCGAGUUCAUCUUUCAAACAUCAAUUCAGGCUGACCAAAUAACUCUUCCUGGAGGCUGCACACAGGCAGUAAUGGCCAGAAUAACAAUGGCAACAAACAUUUAAAGGAAACAUUGAUUGAAAAAUUUGAAUUAAGAUAGGGUUUAAAGAAUGGAACAAUUCAGUCUAUAUGAUAUUCACAUCACAUUACACAGACUUCAUAAAGUGUCGUAACAUUGUGACUGAAUACCUCAGGAGUUGUCUGUCAUUUACAAAGUAUUGUACUAUUUCAUACUCCUGCACUUGAAUGUUUUCUCCUUGAGUUAUUUGAAAUUUUCUCCCAAGAGGUAAUAAAUGAUGUUGCUUCGUUCAGAUGAAGACCUGAUCCCACAAACACAUCCUUCCCUUGACACCAAAACGUAUGGCUGGAAAUCUGCUGCAUUAUGGAACACAUUCAAGUCACGGAGACAGCAGAGAAGAAUGUAGAGAAGGACAUGUCAGUUUUGGUGAAAGUGAAAGGAAAUGCUUUGUGAAAAUUCCUUCAGAGUGUAUGAUCCAUUUUCUGGAGUCUUUACCCCUUAUUGCACUUGUACAGGAUAUUUAGAGAAUAUAUUUGAACUCUCUCAUUCCAAGAACCCUGAAAUUAUUGAUUUCCAAAAGUUCAGAGAAAUUUGUAUAGAUGUGAUUGAACAGAUGUUAUUCAAAUUGCAGUAUCUGAAAACAUCUCACAGCAAAAAGGGUUUGGGCUGAAGAUUUGAACUGAGGUUUGAGGAUGUGAAAUUUAGGAUGAUGUAAACCAAACAUUGAGAUUUCCACGUGUUAAUUUCUACUUCUAGUUGACCACUAAAGAUUGAAGUAGAAUUGAGCCAGAGAGCUGUAUGUGAAUUUACUUCAGUUAUAAACAUUUUCAGUCAAUUGAGUUAAUGAAAAAUGGUUCGAAUCAGAGUCCCUCUAUAAAAUUUGAAAAUAAUGUACAAGAUAGCAAGUGUUAUCCAGCCUAAAAUUUUUAAUUUACUCAGGCAACAAAUUCCAAACAGACUUUUCCCUGUAAAAAUAAUAGUGCCAUUUAGUGUUGAUAUUGUGUUUGUGUAACAGUUACAGAUACAAAGGUUUCUGGCGUUUCAAGGUACGUAAGACAACAGUUGGAGUUAGGUAGAGUCAAGACAGUGUGGAGCUGGAGGAACACAGCAGGUCCGGCAGCAUCAGAGGAGUAGGAACGUUGACGUUUCGAGUCAGAACCCUUCUUCAAAACUCCUCUGAUGCUGUCUGAUCUGCCGUGUUCCUCCAGGUCCACACUGUGUUGACUCUGACUCCAGCAUCUGCAGUUGUUGUUUUCUUUGAUUCUUUAGUUGGAGGUAGGUCGCAAAGAUUUUGUUUUGUUGAUUGUUAUAGGAACAUCUGACAUUUCAUGAUGCUUUUCAAAAUGGUUUGAUAUUGACCUUUGGGAUUUUGUUUUUAAUUAAAAACAUUUUCAAGAAACCAAAAAGAUGGAAUUUUACGAUCUGAAUGAGAUAUUGCUCUUCGGUCAAAAUUGUAUGAAUCAAUCCUAAAAUGGACAGGUGGCCAUCAUAUUGUAUUGCAUAUGGGUCAAAGUCACGAUGAAACAAAAUUUGGCCAUUCAGUCCUUCAAACCUGUCCCUAGUUGGUCAAAGGAUUGCAGAUCAAUUUCUUAACGUCUUCAUUAUGUUCGUACAUUGCAGUUGAAAAGAUUUACAUGUGACUGUGCGACUGCAACUGAAAAAAAUUUGGACAAAAGCCAGUGUGUCACAACAUUGAUCCUGGGAGAUUUGGAGAAAUUGUACUGGGCACUAAAUUGCCAAGUUGUAUUUUCUGCACAGUUUGAUGAAUGCUCCAGCCAACCUGCUUUGGGAUAUUUGGGGCAUUACAUUUGCAUCUUUCUGUUGCAUGACACUGUUGAGUAAACAGUGUUGUCUUGGAGAUUUGCACGCUGAGGAAAAUGUUUUAAUGAAGCCCCAAUACUGCUAUUUUCUGCAGAUAGCGAAAACUGAAGUGCAGCUCUUGCUGUGGUUCUGUUAGCAUGUAAAUAAUGUAUUCCCCUUGUAGUCUGUUUUCAGGGGAAGGUCUGGACUGUUCUUCUGAAUACUUGAGAUUCGGAAGAUUACAAACGAAAACUUUAAGUGCUGUAUGUUUGUAUCAGUGUCUGAGGGGCUGAAAGUGUUAACAUUGAAGGAAUCUAUGGGAAGACAAUGAUGUCAUACGGAGAUUAGUUUACAUUUGAAAGAAAAAAGGGCGUAGUGUUCUAGGCCCCCUCGUAAUCUCUGAGGCUGAAACCCCUUCUGAAAGAUUUGUUGCGAUAUAUGUAAUGCACCCUGAUUACUUUGGUGGCACAGAUAUUUCAGCCUUAACUAAGUUUUCCCUUCAGACCAAAAUAUUACUGUUACAUGUCAUCUGGUCUAAUGGUACCUUUGUCAAUCAUCAUAUGUUUGUAAUUGGCCUGAUUGCAUCUUUGCAACAUGGUUAAUAUUUUUUGCUGCCAACUGCGAAAUAAACACUGUU
Messenger RNA from Stegostoma tigrinum, 4662 nucleotides. RefSeq names its product cytosolic purine 5'-nucleotidase-like. Bases 362 to 2005 code for a protein of 547 amino acids. Lineage: Eukaryota; Metazoa; Chordata; Chondrichthyes; Orectolobiformes; Stegostomatidae. Gene Ontology annotation, molecular function: 5'-nucleotidase activity. The transcript is spliced from 18 exons. The record is from RefSeq and is a predicted model, not a curated record.